GUUUUUGUAUCAGUGUUUCUCCUUCUGUAACACUGUCUCUGGCUUAUUGUCUGUAAAUCUGUCUGUAUCUUUUUGUUUCUCUCUUCCUGACUGUAACUCUCUUCUCCUGUCUCUACCUGCCUAUCUUACUGUCUAUCUUGGGCUUUUUUUUUUUUUGCCUCUUUGCAAUACUUUCUGUCCCUUUCCUUCAUUGUCUGAGUCUGAAGCUCUUUUGUUUGUCUGCCUUUCUGUGGGGUUCACUAGCACCCCCUACACCUCUCUCUAAUGUUUGUCUCUAAGCAGGAGACAAGUCUUGUCUCUCCAUUGAGUUUGUACUCGACUCUGGGGCUCCCCUCCAGCUCCUUUCCCUGAUCCUGGGUGGGGGGGACAUUUGAGCCCUCCUGGGUCCUAGCCAGUUAGAACUGGAGCCCUGGGCCAGGACUGACAGGGGGUAGUGAAGCCGUGGGGGAGGGAGAGGUUGUCCCAGCUGUCAACAUCCUUGAUGGAUUAGGGGCAGGCCAGGGCCUGUAGCCAGCAUGUAGGAGUGGAACUGUGCCUGAGGAUUGUGUGUAGAGAAGGGAGAGGUUGUGGUGGAAAGCCUGGCUUCCAUGGGGAGAAACACUGGUUGGCCCCUCAGGGGAACGGCAUCCUGGGCUGGUUCCUUUCCUCAGCCCAUAUGAAAGGGGUUCCCCCAGGAGCAGGGGCUGCAGCUGGGGCUGGAAGCCCACCAGGAAAGGCAGGUUAUGGCGCACUGCCUAAUGGCUAUGGAGCAGGAGCUCCCAAUGGUGCAGGGGCUGGAUUCCAAAGCCCCACAGGGAAAGCUGGAUACAGGAAUGGACCAGGAGCAGCAGCCUUCCCUGGAGCUGGAGCCCAGCCAGGCCUUGGAGGGGGGAUGAAACCUCAAAAAGCAGCAUAUAGGAAUGGACUAGGUAAUGGAGCCUUUCCAGGAGCUGGAGCCCAGCCAGGUCUUGGAGCUGGAACCAAAUCUCAGAAACCAGGAUAUGGAAAUGGGCUGGGAAAUGGGGGGUUCCCUGCGGUUGGAGCCCAGCCAGGGAUAGCAGGGGGAAUGAAGCCUCAGAAAGCAGGUUAUGGAAAUGGACUGGGAACUGGGGGCUUUCCCAGGGCUGAAGCCCAGCCAGGAUUUGGAGCAGGAACCAAGCCUCAGAAAGCAGGCUUUGGAACAGGAACCAAAAUUCAAAGAGCAGGAAAUGGAAAUGGGCUAGAAGUUGGAGCCUUCCCAGGAGCUAGAGCUCAGCCAGGUCCUUGUAGUGGAAGCUCCAUUCCAGCUCUUCCUCCUAGGCCUCCCAAUGGAGUAGGGCCUGCAACUGGGAGUCCCUCAGAAAAAGGAGGAUUGAGGGCUCAGAAUGGCUAUGGACCAGUUUCUCCCUCAGGCCUUGAAGAUGGAUUAAAGACUCAAAAAACAGGACUCAGAAAUGGUUUUGGAGCUGGACCCUUUCCAGGGGCUAGGAAUAUGCCAGGCUAUGGUGGCAUGUAUGGCUAUGGAGCAGGUCUCAGAGGAGGAGCCAAACCAGAGAAAACAGGCUAUGGAAAUGGAUUGGGAGCAGGAGCUUUCCCAGAGGCUGGACUGCAGCCAGGGAGUGGAACCCCAAAUGGUUUUGGAGCAGGCCUGGGUGGUGUGAAGCCUCAUAAAGCAGUUUAUAGCAAUGGACUAGGAGCUGGAACCUUUCCUGGGGCCAGGGCCCAGUACACAGGUUUCCCAGGGGCUGGAAGUUAUCCAGCCAAUGGCUACAGCAAUGGAUAUGGAGCUGGAGAAGCUGGAUACCCUAAAUCUUCCCUUUAUGAAAAUGGUGGGGCUAGCUCCUUUGGUCCUCAAGCGGUCCCCUUUCUCCCUGGAGGUUCAGACUCUGGAGCCAAGGCUGUUAAACAUGAUUAUGGAAAUGGGGUGGGCGCAGCUUCCUACCCUGCAGAUGGAAGCCCACCAGGUCUCUAUGGUCAGUUAAGACCAGAGUCAGUCCCUGGGACUUAUGGUGGACCAGAUGUGAAGCACAACUUCAAUGGCUUCCUAGGAAAUGGCUAUGGAGGUCGAUGUCCUCCAGGGAAAUGUUGAGCCUAAAGAUGUCCCUCCAAUAUCCCCAAUCUGAAGAUCUUCAGGGGAGCUUGGAGCCCAAGACUCCCUGGCCACCUUUCUUGCAAUCAGGCUUUUUGGAAAGAAACAGGCUCUUUGGGAAGGGAGUCUCCCCUCUGCCCCAGGAGGGUCCUUCUUUGGUCUCUUAAACCCAGCCUUAUAAAGGGCCCCUCAAGGUAGAGAGUAGGAGGAAAUCCUGGGUCUGUUAAUAAAAGGAUUCAAUUCACAA
Messenger RNA from Monodelphis domestica (gray short-tailed opossum), 2294 nucleotides. It is a transcript of the gene GREP1, whose product is annotated as glycine rich extracellular protein 1. Lineage: Eukaryota; Metazoa; Chordata; Mammalia; Didelphimorphia; Didelphidae. The record is from RefSeq and is a predicted model, not a curated record.